This is a messenger RNA of Sycon ciliatum, 1924 nucleotides long. RefSeq lists its product as uncharacterized. The record is from RefSeq and is a predicted model, not a curated record. Lineage: Eukaryota; Metazoa; Porifera; Calcarea; Leucosolenida; Sycettidae. Gene Ontology annotation, molecular function: calcium ion binding; Notch binding. The transcript is spliced from 8 exons. The coding region runs from base 166 to 1539 and encodes 457 amino acids.
UAGAAGCAAGACUAGCAAUUAUUUGCCGUUCUCUUCCAACGAGUCCGUUUUUUCUCGUCAGGCAGAAGUUGUAGUUCGAACUCCGGGCCCGUUCAAGAGUCAAGGCCUACGUGAACGUGAGCUGCCACACGUACACAGGGACUGCCGAUCAAUCUCCCUCACAGAAUGCCGCCUUCAUGUUUCAUGAUGGCCGCCAUCGUGUUGCUACUGGCAACGGCUGCUCCUGCGUUUGGUGAUCCAGUUCCAGUUUCAGCCAUGCCAGAUAAUCAAGUGCCGCUUGUCGCAGCAAGGCCAAGUUGCAUGGUUCGUUGGAUUACCCAGUCCGGUGUGGAGCAGGAGAUGGCGGAGAAGUACGAGGGCAUCUUCAAGAGCAUUGGCAUGAGCGAAGCCAAGCUGGUUGAGCUGGACACGGAUGUGCUGGCGUUCCUGAUGGGCAUGACCGACGCUCAUGCCACUAUGCUCAAGUCCUGCCUUGUCGCAGCAAGGCCAAGUUGCAUGGUUCGUUGGAUUACCCAGUCCGGUGUGGAGCAGGAGAUGGCGGAGAAGUACGAGGGCAUCUUCAAGAGCAUUGGCAUGAGCGAAGCCAAGCUGGUUGAGCUGGACACGGAUGUGCUGGCGUUCCUGAUGGGCAUGACCGACGCUCAUGCCACUAUGCUCAAGUCCUGCCUUGGCGGUACGAAUCCGUUAUGUGCUGGUGCGUUCGACCCGUGCAACACUGAGGGAGAGUGUGCGUUCAACACCGACAGUCGUUCAUACAUGUGUCAAUGCCAGCCAGGAAGAACGGGACACUAUUGCGAGAAUGAAAUUUAUGAGUGCGGCAGCGAGCCCUGCCAGAAUGGUGGACGAUGUGUGGACGCAUUCAACUCAUUCAGUUGUAACUGCUCAGUUGGCUACGAGGGAGAUCUGUGCCAGACACGCUGGCUCACACUCUCACGAUAUGAUUCAGUCCCAGAAACAUUGAUGCAGUUAUCGUACGCUGUCCAGUCUCUGAACACCAGCCUGGAGGAGGAAAAGGCCAAAGUUAAGUCUCUGAACGCCAGCCUGGAGGAGGAAAAAGCCAAAGUUAAAAGCCAAGAAAUCCAGUUGUUGAAACUGCAGGAGCAACAGAAAUGUAACCCCGCUGAGCUGGGCUUCGCUUACACGGCAGAUCGUAUGACAUUCGGUGGUGUCGCUCAGGUUGCCAAGGUAACCAUCAAGAAGAAGCAAUCGUCAACACUUCUUCACAUUUCCUACACUAGUAAUAUUCGCUCCUACGGAAACCACGGAUCGCAGGCGCGAUGGUAUGCCAAGAUUAAUGACCUAGAAUGCACCAUUCCAAACAAAGUGGACAUGCUUUUAUACCGUGACAGUAGCUUAGGCCUAUCUUACUCUCCAGCUCACCUGGAUGGUCUAUGCAAAAAAAGCCGGACUGGACACUUCUCGGCUGGUUAUCACACGGUAUCUAUCCACACUGAGGACGUGGGUGGCGUGGUACCUUUCAAUGCAUAUACUGGCUACCUUAGCACCUCAACACUUCAAGUUCGUGAAAUUUGUGGCUAGUUUUUUUUGGUGCGUUUUAUGUCCCCAUGACGUCGAGACCUCAGGGCGGCUGAGGACAAAAAGUCUCACCAUCACUAUGCUCCCACUACGCCAUAUUUUGUCUUAGCCUGUGGGCUGUGACCAUUGUAAAAGAAAUAUUUAAAAAAUUAAUGCUACGCAUGAAUCUGUUUACAUUAUAAUACUGAAGUAAUUGUGUUUUGUCACCUUCUCUAUUCUCACAUAGUUGUGUGGGUAGGGUUCACAACAUCUCCGUUCUACACUAUUCAUUCGUGUUGAUUUGUCACAAUCGGUCACGUGAUAGCUAGUUGAGUAUACACACAUUGUGUCAGUAUCCUCUAUAAAACAAUAUCAUUUAGUUCAACCACUUUCAUUCAAUAUCUGCCUC